Molecule: messenger RNA, 1112 nt
Organism: Paramecium sonneborni
Lineage: Eukaryota; Ciliophora; Oligohymenophorea; Peniculida; Parameciidae
Source: the annotation of a GenBank genome assembly
AUGUAGCUUAAAAUCCCAUAAUAUAAGAUUCUUUAAAAAAUAGGAUGUGGAUCUGAACAUCAAGUUUAUAAAGCUGAAUAAACAAAUGAUUCAGAAAUAUAUGCCAUAAAAAUAGAAAAAUCUGCCUAAAUAGGUUAAUUAUAGAAUGAAAACUUAAUCCUAGAGAAAUUAAAUGGUAUUUAAGGCAUUCCAGAAAUAAAACAAUUUGGAUUAACUGCAUAGUAAAAGUAUAUUUUAUAAUAAACAAACAAGAUGUUUUAUUAUUCUACCAUUAUUUCAUUGUAAUUUACUUGAUUUAGUUAAAUCUAAACCAUUAUCUUUCUCUUAUUUAUUAAUAAUCGGAUUAAAAGUCAUUGAAAUAUUAGAAAAAGUUCAUAAAAAAAAUAUCUUGCAUCUUGAUAUUAAACCUGAAAAUAUUAUGCUGUCUAAGUAAAUAUAAAAAGAAUCAGACAUUUUAUAACCUGGAUUGAUUUAAUUAAUUGAUUUUGGUUUAUCAUAGUAAUUUAAUGGAAAUUCAGAAUCAUUAUAAGAUGUGUUUAUCGGUUCUUUAAAUUUUGCAAGCAGAUCUUCACAUGAUGGUUCACCACUUGGAUACAAAGAUGAUUUAGAAAGUUUAAUAUAUGUAUUAUAUUACUUAAAAGAUUGUAAUUAAUUUAUUUUAUAAUUAAGUGAGAUUGCCUUGGUCUGAAAUUUAGUUGUGGGGAUUAAAAGAUGAGGACACAGAGUUUAUUAAAAAAUCCAAAUUUUCUUUUGUUAAAACAAUUAUUUAUGAAUACAAAUCUCCUUUAAAUUUUUCUCGAUUAAUGUCUUACAUUGACUCAUUAAAAUAUGAUAUCAUGCCAAACUAUGUUUAUAUCAAAGAUUUAUUUAUGUAAAUGAUUACAGCAUCUAAUGGUUUAUUUUCUUUGAAUUAAUUAAAAUAAUAGCUAUCAUAUAGUAUUCCAACUUAGAGUUAAUUUGGAGACUCAGAAAUAUUAAGAUUAUCAAAAUAUGAUAUAUUUGAUGAUAUCGUUACUGAUGAUAAUAGCGAAGAAAAUAUUAAUCUAAUCCCUAAUUUAAUUCUCAAAUAUUAGACAAAAUAAAUUAAAUCAAUAAAAAACAUCCAAAAAUGA